This is a messenger RNA of Cylindrotheca closterium, 618 nucleotides long. NCBI's taxonomy places the organism in Eukaryota, Bacillariophyta, Bacillariophyceae, Bacillariales, Bacillariaceae. The record is from the annotation of a GenBank genome assembly.
AUGAUGCAAGUUCCUUCUGGAAUGCAGCUCAUGCAGAUUCUGACUCAAGGUGGCGGCACUGUCACUGUCCCUUAUUCUAUGAAUGCUAACGGUGAGAUUGCAUUCAGUGGAAUGCAACUCAGCCGACAAGGCUUCAGUGGUGCUCAAACAUUUGAUGUCUAUCUUAUUCCAUGUCCUGCUGGUACGACAAAUGUCGAACUUCAAGCUGACUGGCACUAUGCUAGUGAAGAUGAAGAUUUGCCUGAUCUUGCUACUGAAGCAGAUCGAGGUCUGCAGUUUAUUCAAAGCCGCAGAAAGGAAAGAGAUCCAUUUGGGUUGUACAAUCAUGUCAUCAUGAACAGUGGUUGUACAGACACCACCAUUUGUAAUGGUGAGCUUAUGCAUGGACUCCGUCAUGCUGAGAAAGAACUUGACAUGCACACUAACGUGGGCAGCAGAGUUCUUGACGAAGAAGGUUUUCUAGGAAGAUUUCCACCUCCAGUUUAUCACGAUGAAGAUGGAAUUGCCAAUGUACUUGCUAUGCGCGAGAUGAUUGCUGCGGGAUGCCGCAUUACUAUGGAUACUGAUGCUGACAAUGCUUUUAUUGUGCAUUGUGAUGGAAACAGAAAGAUGCGAUAA